AUGGGAAUCGAGAGUCUAGAGACCCAAGACAGGUCGUUGAUUUUGCAAGUGCAGGACAUUUUCAAGAAAGAGGUGGAGCUUGCAGCUGUGUCAGAAGAUGUAGCAAAGCUAGCUCCCAAAGCCCACGAUCGUUUUGAAUCCUGUGUCCCCAUUGACUCUUCAUCCAACAUGCUGGAUGUGACGGUACAACGAACCGAUCUCAAUCAAUCAAGUGGAUUGGGUUCUGAUGCGAUGACAUGCAACGAUGACACCGACGUUGCCCUCUUUUGGCCGAAGGACACUGCACCCUUUUAUGAGGUACAGUGUUGCCCUGCGAAGGAGAAGUUCUGCGCUGGAUGUGCCAAAAUGAAUUCAGGAAAGACCUCCUGUGAAGUUUGCAGCGGAGGCUAUACAAAGACCAGCUCCGGUAGCUGCCUGGCGUGCGCAGAUCUUCCAGGUUGGGAGAACAAGGUGGGGGAGAACUGCUACAAAGCGUCUUGCUCGGAUGAGCUGUUUCAAGGCUUCUCGGCAAACCAAGCAUGUUGCAAGUGUGGAGGCGGACAAGCUACAGCCACCAAGUUUGGGUACUAUAUUGGCCCAAUGGCACUUGGUAGCGCUGCGGUUUCGGGCCAUCCGGUACCUCGUACAGCUAGCCACUAUUCCGUGGACAAGGACUGUGAGCUCUCGAAGUUUGGCCUCUCAAUUGAUGCCAGCACUGGAGAACUGAAGUUGGCACCAGG
Cladocopium goreaui is the source of this 719-nucleotide messenger RNA. The record is from the annotation of a GenBank genome assembly. NCBI's taxonomy places the organism in Eukaryota, Dinophyceae, Suessiales, Symbiodiniaceae.